This is a messenger RNA of Scleropages formosus (Asian bonytongue), 1255 nucleotides long. RefSeq names its product ankyrin repeat domain 66 (gene ankrd66). The record is from RefSeq and is a predicted model, not a curated record. The transcript has 4 exons. Lineage: Eukaryota; Metazoa; Chordata; Actinopteri; Osteoglossiformes; Osteoglossidae. Gene Ontology annotation, molecular function: protein binding. The coding region runs from base 532 to 1056 and encodes 174 amino acids.
CUUAUCAUUUCAAAACCUCAUGUUUUGCACUCACUUGAGUGGUUUUAAGAUCAAGUGUCACUGCCUGUAUUUAUGCAUCACAAAUAACAAUUGUUAUCAGUUAUUUAGGUGACGUCUUUGUUCAAGACAACUUAGUUGGUGUUCUAAGGUAUUUACAUUUACCCAAUUUAUAUAGCUGGGUUUAAUUACUUACAGUAUCAGUUCAAGGUAAGUACCUUGAUCAAUGGGUACUAGGGCAGGAAUAGGAUUCACACCUGCAACUUGCACAUUGAAGCAGUGGCUCCAACAUUACGCUGUUUGCUGCUCCUCCAUCAUCUUGCAAGUUCGCUGCCUCAUUUUUUAAAAAAGAACUGACAGGAAAGCUUGCUGUUGUGAUAGCUAUAGGACAUAAUUCUUGCAUUGUACAUCUCAUUUCCAUUGCUGUCUACGUCGUGCAUAUGUAUAUAGCAUUUUACAGGAGAAAUUACAGGGAGGAUACCAUCAUUGGACACAAUACAGCAGGAGUGGAACUCAAAGCACCAACCUUCAGCAAUGUUUGAGUUGCACCAAGCAGUGGCAUCUGAGAACUAUGACCUUGUGUUAGAACUGCUACAGUGUAAUAAAUGCAAUGUGAACGAGAAAGACUUCAAAUGGGAUUGCAGGACACCGCUCCACUGGGCCGCAGCCAGAGGACAGACAGAAAUGGUGAGGAUUCUGAUUGAGCACGGCGCCAGGCCCUGCCUCCGAAACAACUCGGGCUGGACCCCAGCCCACUUUGCCGCUGAGUCUGGGAGGCUGGAGGUACUGCACCUGCUGCACUCCCUUCACGCCCCCUUGCACAAGGAGGACUGCUGCGGAGACAAGCCGGUUAGGAUUGCGGAGAUCUAUGGACAUAAAGAGUGCGUCAACUUUCUGAAAAUAGCAGAAGCAGAGAGCAUGGAGUACCGGAAAAUGGCAAAAGAAAAAGGCAUCAAACUGGACGACACUGACGAGGAGUGGGAGGAGCAAAAAAAAGAAGUUGAACAAAACCAGAGGAAGCAAGACCAAAAAGAUGACACAGCUUCUGUCCCAAAAUAGUGAGUCAAACUGUAGUCACCGAAAGGGAGCAGCAGAACACCGGGGCCAAAACUUGACUGUGGAACUAAUGGCAAGAUUGCAAAAUAAACCGUGGAUAUUUUCAGUGGUUAUCCUUAAAAUCAAUCCUUACAGUUAUAACUGAGCAUUUUUUCACAUUUUAUUAAAGAAGGCAAAUAAAGACUUUAUCAUUACCAUAAAA